Zeugodacus cucurbitae (melon fly) is the source of this 1841-nucleotide messenger RNA. It is a transcript of the gene Nmd3, whose product is annotated as 60S ribosomal export protein NMD3. Gene Ontology annotation, biological process: ribosomal large subunit export from nucleus. Gene Ontology annotation, cellular component: nucleus; cytoplasm. The coding region runs from base 224 to 1777 and encodes 517 amino acids. NCBI's taxonomy places the organism in Eukaryota, Metazoa, Arthropoda, Insecta, Diptera, Tephritidae. The transcript has a single exon. Gene Ontology annotation, molecular function: ribosomal large subunit binding. The record is from RefSeq and is a predicted model, not a curated record.
UGCGUUGGCAACGCCACAAGUAUGUCAAUUUCAAUUGUGUUGACGCACUGCCAGCUGAGUGCAUUUCAUUUCUGCACGUGUUUCAAAACAAACGUCUUUAACAAACUGCGCAUAAAAAUUCACGUUGGCAUUAUUAAGUGAAGGCAGCAGCGUCGUCGCCAAAUACUAAAUACUUACUUUUGUUUUAGUUCGUUUUCUAUUUAAAAUAUACAUAAACCACAGCAUGGAGUACAUAGAGCCUUCUACACUGCCUAGCAAAACCAGCAUGAUCUUGUGUUGUGAAUGUGGCGUGCCCAUCGAGCCAAAUCCUUCAAAUAUGUGUGUAACAUGUCUGCGCAAUCAUGUAGACAUCACAGAGAACAUACCGAAACAGGCUGUAUUGCAUUUCUGUCGCAACUGUGAGCGCUACUUGCAGCCGCCCGGUGAGUGGGUAUCCGCAGCGCUGGAGUCGCGCGAAUUGCUGGCUUUGUGUUUGAAAAAGUUGAAAGGCUUAAAAGCAGUCAAGCUGGUGGAUGCCGGUUUCGUCUGGACGGAGCCACAUUCCAAACGCAUAAAAGUCAAAUUGACGGUGCAUGGCGAAAUUAAUGGUGGCACCGUAUUGCAACAAGUGUUCAUCGUGGAAUUCACAGUGCAGAAUCAAAUGUGUGAUGAUUGUCAUCGUACCGAGGCGAAAGAUUUCUGGCAUUGCUUAGUGCAGGUGCGACAACGUGCUGAGAACAAGAAGACCUUCUACUAUUUGGAGCAGCUUAUUUUGAAGCACAAAGCGCAUGAAAACACGUUGGGCAUUAAGCCAUUGCACGGUGGUUUGGAUUUCUAUUAUGCGAAUUUCAAUCACGCCAAGAAAAUGGUUGACUUCUUGCAGUAUAUGGUGCCGGUUAAGGUGACCACGUCCAAACGUUUGAUUUCGCAUGAUAUACACAGCAACAAUUUCAACUACAAAUACACAUGGUCGGUGGAAAUAGCGCCCUUAUCGAAGGACAGUGCAGUUUGUUUGUCCAAGAAGUUGCGUCAACAGCUGGGUAAUCUUUCGCCCGUUUGCUUGGUGUAUAAAGUGGCCACCGGUAUACAUUUAAUUGAUCCAAUGACGGCGCAAAUAUCCGAGUUGCCGGGACAGAUGUACUUCCGCAAUCCAUUCGAGGCGCUGUGUGAUCCGAAGCAAUUGGUCGAAUAUGUUGUUAUGGAUAUCGAACCGAUCAUGGAGAAGGAUCGCAAACAUGCACCGGGCACUGGACACGUAUCUUUUCGCCACGUUUUAUGCGACAUUUGGGUGGUGCGCUCUUCCGAGUUGGGCAUCAAUGAGAAUACGAUACACACACGUUCACAUCUUGGUCACUUGCUGAAGGUAGGCGAUUCGGUAAUGGGCUACAAUUUGGGUGAGGCGAAUUUAAACAAUACCGAAUUUGAGAAUUUAUCUUCGGCGCAAAUUCCCGAUGUGUUGCUGGUGCGCAAGUGUUAUGCCGAUCGUCAAACACGUAACAAUAGUCGUAAUUGGAAGUUGCGCCAUUUGGCCGAUGAAGCAACGGAUGAGCGCAGCAAGCAUGACUUCCAUGAAUUCCUUGAAGAUUUAGAAGAGGACGUCGAUUACCGUCGACAGAUUAACAUUUAUCGUGAUCCUAAAAAAGAACUGCCAGUCGAUAGCAAUGAUAAGCAAGCGGCAAACGAUAGUGUGCCACACAUUACGCUGGCGGAAAUGUUGGAAGAUUUAGCGUUGGACUGUGCGGAUGAUGCCAUGGGUGAAGAUAAUGCUGAUGAUGUUGCUGGUGGCGAAGAACUUUGAAGAAUUGUUAUAUGUUUAAAAUUGAAUUUUAUCGAGCAACUAAUAAAGAAAAUUAUAUCGUGAA